CUACAAACAAGUUCCAGUGGGUCGAAUGGUAGCAGCAUCGUUUCUGUGAUGUAGCGAACGUGACUGUUUCCAUCACUAGCAUUAGAAACUUAAAAUAAUUUUUUAAUUUAUUUAAAAUAAAUCUCUCUUAGACUUAUCAGUCUGUUAAAUCAAGAUGGAUCCUAACCAGAAUGAUGAAUACUUGGACGCAGACGAAAACGAAGAUGAUUUGCUAGAUGAAAGAAAUAUCGUAAGGGUUAUCGACCUGCCAGACGAAGGCAUCAUAGACUCUGAUGAACAAGACAUGGAGAUGGGAGGAGAGGAAGAAGAGGGGGCUGAAGGAGGCGAUCAGACUCCUGUAGAAGACAUGGCAGCUGUUGUGUUCAGAGCUCAUACAGAAAAGCCACACCCAGCAGAGGAACCACCAGAGGUGUAUGCAGUACACGUUGACCCUACGCACAGUGGUAGAGUGGUGACUGGAGGUCGAGAUGAUGCAGCAUAUGUGUGGAAUAUCACAACAGGACAGGUUAUAUUUGAAUGUACAGGCCACAAGAAUUCAGUAAGCUGUGUAGGAUUCAGCCAUGAUGGAUUGUAUGUAGCCUCUGCAGAUCUUGAUGGACUAAUCAGAGUGUGGCAUUGUGAGAAGAAGGAACUGGCAUGGUCAUUUGACUGCGGCUCCGACAUUAUGUGGUUACAGUGGCACCAUUCUGCUCAUGUUCUGCUGGUCGGAACCAGCGAUGGAGACAUGUGGAUGUGGAAAAUCCCAGGAGGAGAGUGCAAAACAUUUCAGUCACAUGGUACACAGUCACUCUGUGGCAAAGUCCUUCCUGAUGGCAAGACGGCUUGUGUGGGAUAUGCAGAUGGUGUUGUCAAACUGUGGGAUUUGAAAGAAAAUAAGGCACAGUUUACCUGGCGCCACUUUACUCCUGCAGCAGUCAGUGGAGGAAGGGAAGAGGACGAAGAUGAAGAGGAAGAAAAGGCAGCCAUCUUGAGCAUAGAUUGUAGUCCAGACAACAGUCUGGUGAUAUCAGGUUGUGCUGAUGCAACAGCAAAAAUCUUCAACUCAGUUUCUGGCAUGCUAGUAUCCUCAUGGAACUGCGCCGUCAACAGGGACCAGGAUAAUGCAGUAGAAGCUGUGGGCUUUUCACCAGUGGCAGCAUAUGCAGCGACUGGCACCAACAGUGGUGCAGUAGAGGUGUGGGAUCUGCCUAAGUCAUCAGUCAGACACACCCUGCAGCACCCAGCUGGCGUGUGCAGAUUACAGUGGUCUUCCAGCUCUUAUCUUUUAUACACUGCGUGUCUUGAUGGCAUUAUGCGUGCAUGGGAUACACGUAGUGGCAGCUGCAAGGCUGUAUGGACUGGGCAUUAAAAAAUUCAAGUCUCCUAGAUUUCAGUCUUUCCAGAGAUGAAAGCUGUCUGGUUUCUGCAUCAGAAGAUGGAACAGCUCGUGUUUUUCGCUUGCAGUCUUAAAGGAACUGUUGCAUCCACUAUUUGCACUGUAUUUUUUACAGCUUCUUGUGAUACUCUUUAGAACAGAAAUUUCUAAUGGAAAUGUUCUACUACUUUUAAAUGUUGAAAAGGAUGCACUGUUGACAUCAAUAAAACAGUGUGAAAAUAUUA
Molecule: messenger RNA, 1599 nt
Organism: Pomacea canaliculata
Lineage: Eukaryota; Metazoa; Mollusca; Gastropoda; Architaenioglossa; Ampullariidae
Product: angio-associated migratory cell protein-like
Exons: 11
Coding region: 155-1348 (397 amino acids)
Molecular function (GO): protein binding
Source: RefSeq, a predicted model, not a curated record